Molecule: messenger RNA, 801 nt
Organism: Eimeria acervulina
Lineage: Eukaryota; Apicomplexa; Conoidasida; Eucoccidiorida; Eimeriidae
Exons: 7
Coding region: 1-801 (266 amino acids)
Molecular function (GO): S-adenosylmethionine-dependent methyltransferase activity
Source: RefSeq, a predicted model, not a curated record
AUGGCGACUCUGAACUGCGUGUUGAAUUCCACGGAUAACUGCGAUGAAACAAAAAAACGCCAGGAGGCCCUCGACUCCCGUCAGUACUCCAAGAACGGUAUUCUGCGCUAUGAAUUUGUCUUUGGCCGCGGAUUCGUUUCCUCUGGAGGCGGCGACACCACAGCAGAAAUCCUUGAGCAUAUUUCUCUGCCCAAGUCUGGCAAAGCCAUCGACGUUGGUUGUGGAAUAGGUGGCAGCAGCGCCGCACUAGCAGAUAGAUUUUCUGCAAAUGUUUUGGGUGUAGAUUUAUCUGCAAAUAUGAUUUCUAUUGCAAAAGAAAGAUACAGCGAAAGAAGCGAUUUAAACUUUCUUGUUGCUGAUGCCCUUAGCAUUCCGAUAGCCCCAGGCUCUCUAGAUUUGGUAUACAGCAGAGACACUGUGCUGCACUUCGAUAUCUACGAGAAGAAACUGCUCUUCUUAAAAGCAUUUGAAUGGCUUAAGCCAGGCGGCCAACUGGUGAUAACCGACUACUGCUGCGGCCCGAAAGAGAAGUGGGAUGAGGAGUUUAAAGCAUAUUUGCAAGACAGAAACUAUAAACUUGUGCAGCUUGAGGUGUAUAAACAACUGCUGCAGGAAGCAGGGUUUAACGUUAUUAAGGCCGAAAACCACACGGAGAGGUGGAUGAAGGCGCUGGAUGAGGAGAGUCGGCGUUUAGAAGAAAAGAAAGAAGAUUUUAUGCAUCUGUUUACUUUGAAAGAUUUUCAAGAUCUAAGGGAAGGCUGGAGAAGCAAAAAAGAAAGAGAAGACGGCGGUAAUCGCUGA